ACUCUGCUGGGCCGGCAGCUGCUGACUAGGUCGCCACACCCUACCUAUCGUGCUGACUCCUUCCCUGUUUUGACUUCCUGGCCGCGUCCCCUCACCCCGCACUGUAAACAAACGCGCAAAGGGAGGAAGAACAUCUCACCCUCAGAUAAGCAAGGCCAACUCAGAGAAUUAACAGGCAAGCCACACCUCUCCUCCUUUUACAAAUUUGAUCUUGGUUUGCAAAUGGAUAAUGAAGGGAGCAAUGUUAAAAAUUUCCUUCAUGCUAAUGGACAUGUGGUGCUUGAAAGAGUGGAUAACAACUAUAAUCUAAGAUCUUUCACUCAAAAAGAGAUAGAAGACAUCACCGGUGGGUAUGGCAUCGUGCUGGGAGAAGGGGGGUUUGGUAAGGUUUACAAAGGAAAACUCGAUAAUCAUCGUCCAGUCGCAGUAAAGAUAUACAAAAAUGGAACCAAGAAAGAAGAGUUUGCCAAAGAGGUGAUAGUGCAUUCCCAGAUAAAUCACAAGAAUGUUGUCAGACUGUUUGGUUGCUGCACAGAUGUAAAUGCUCUUACGAUCGUUAUGGAGUUUGUAUGCAAUGGCAACCUCUACAACAUCCUCCACUGCUGCAGCAGCAAUGCUAAUGGUUCUAUCCCCUUCCCUUUGGACAAACGUCUGGACAUCGCCAUUGAGUCAGCUGAAGCAUUAUCAUGCAUGCAUUCAAUGUAUAGUCCUGUUCUUCAUGGUGACAUCAAACCUGCUAACAUACUGCUAGAUGAAAAUCUUCGGCCAAAGAUAUCGGAUUUUGGGAUAGCAAGAUUGAUUGCCGCUGACGAGACUCAGCAUACAAGACAUGUCAUUGGUUGCAUAGGUUACAUGGACCCUUUGUUCUGUCAAAGUGGGAUUCUAACUCCAAAGAGUGAUGUAUAUAGUUUUGGAGUCGUUUUGCUGGAAAUCAUCACCCGAAAGAAAGCUGUGGACGGGAACAUCAUCCUUGCUCAAACUUUUGCUGAAGCCUGGAGAAAAGGGAAAAAGAUGAGACAAAUGUUUGAUGUGGAAAUUGCGAAUGAUAAAAAAAACAUGAAAUUUCUUGAAGGUGUCGCAAAACUUGCAGUCGAAUGCUUGAAAAUGGAGGCCAAAGUGCGUCCAGAAAUGGUUGAAGUAGCAGACAGACUUAGGACAAUUAGAAAAGCUUACCACCAACGCAAGGGCAGAAAUAAUACAGGUAGCAACUCUGGGCUUACUAAAAGUGGAAAGGCAGAGGAUGUCAACAACACCGACCAAAUUCCACCAUCUGUGGUACCGACCAUUUCCAUGUAUGAACUAAAGGAAAUAACCAGGAACUUUAGCAAUGAUGCUUUAAUAGGAGAUGGCUUCUAUAAUAAACUUUUUUUCGGAGUGCUCAAAGACGGACGUAAAUCCGUGAUCAAGAAGCUUACUAAAGAAAAUAUUUUGGAGGUUCCGGUUGUCUCAAGAUUCAGACAUGAGAAUAUUAUCCAGCUUUUCGGAUACUGUGUUGAAGGAGACACCCAUGUUCUUGCUUAUGAGUAUGCAUCCAGGGGAUCCUUGCACGGUAUUCUUCAUGGUAAAAAGAAUGUUAGGGGAGCUGAACCAGCACUGGUGCUAUCAUGGACACAACGCGUGAGGAUUGCCCUGGGUGCUGCAACUGGGCUCGAGUUUGUCCACGAGAAAGCACAGCCUUGCAUUGCCCACGGUUUCAUCAAGUCCAGCAAGAUAUUUCUCUUUGACAGUGACGUUGCAAAGAUUGGUUACCCUGGUGUUUCCAGACCGGCCUAUAUCGACUUAUUAGACAGAGACACUUACCGUCACAUUCCAUCCUGUUAUGAUGCGUAUGCGCCUGAGUAUCGAUUGACGGGACAACUUUCUACAAUGAGUGAUGUCUACAGCUUCGGGGUCGUGCUGCUGGAACUUUUAACCGGUCGAAAGACAGUUGAUAAUACACAACCCCCUGGCGAAAAAUCCCUCGUGACAUGGGCUACACCAAGACUUUCUGAAUGCAAGGUGCAAGAAUGCGUGGAUCGGAGGCUAGGAGGAGAUUACCCUCCUAAGGCUGUCGCCAAGGGGAGUGAUCACUGACGGUGGGAUGUGUAGUACCAAGCUGUAACUCUUAAGUAAGUAAACGGAAUUGAACCAACAGUGCAUUCAAGCAUGGAAGGUAGCUCAGCAGUUUUAACAGGCGGCAUAUUGAUGGGCAGUUUGACACUAGACUAGAUUUAGCAAAGUUCAUUCUCAAACCAGUAGCCAAAGCAAAGUUACCAAGAGUCUACUUGAAAAGUCCAAGCUGAUUUGGGCAAGCCUACAUAACAAAGCAAGGAAUCGUUUGUGUACUUCAUUAUAGGAAAGUCACGCUGCUCAAAGUGAACUGAAUCAUUUCCUCAAAAAAAAAAAAAAAAGUGAACCGAGUCAUCCCUCUGUUAUCAUUGC
Molecule: messenger RNA, 2421 nt
Organism: Aegilops tauschii subsp. strangulata
Lineage: Eukaryota; Viridiplantae; Streptophyta; Magnoliopsida; Poales; Poaceae
Biological process (GO): protein phosphorylation
Molecular function (GO): protein kinase activity; ATP binding
Source: RefSeq, a predicted model, not a curated record